CUGAAAGCCAUUUUCUUGCAUUCUAUCGGUUAUCUUGCUUAUUUUCUCGACGAGGUUGGCGCUCCUUCACCUGCUUCCCGAUUCGUACUGCCUGGUCGCCGCGGUACAUGCUGAUUGACACCCAGAUCCUAUAUACGCAAAUUCUCAACCUGAACCAAAGAAGCGUUAAAGGGCUAAGCAACCUUGAUCUGUGGAGCGGGGUCGUGGAUCUCGACAGCAGACCUUUCAAGCAAACGAAGGGCGAAGGAUUGUCAUUUUAUGGAACACUGCAGACUGAUGGCGUAGCGGUGAGUGUUAUCAAGCAAAAUGUGCCAAGUCGCAAAGGAGGCCGGCAACGAAAGGCGAAGGUUCAGGAUGAAGAUGUACCGUACGUUGACUCGCUUGCUCCAAUUGAGCAAAAAUGCCUGGAGGGCCGCUGUGUGUUGGUCGACCCAGGACGAAGAGAUUUGCUUUUCUGCAUGCACGAGUACUCCGAAACAAGUACAGAAGGAUCAGAGAAACAUUACUCAGCCAAUUCCCAAAUGUCAAGACUGCUCAGGAAAAACUAUCACAGCAUCCCAUUUCAGUCAAUGACCUCGAGACGUAUUGCCACAAUCUACGGGAAACCGCAAGCGUAUCUCGGGUA
Molecule: messenger RNA, 625 nt
Organism: Radiomyces spectabilis
Lineage: Eukaryota; Fungi; Mucoromycota; Mucoromycetes; Mucorales; Radiomycetaceae
Exons: 2
Source: RefSeq, a predicted model, not a curated record